This is a messenger RNA of Rosa rugosa (rugosa rose), 649 nucleotides long. RefSeq names its product dehydration-responsive element-binding protein 2D. Gene Ontology annotation, biological process: response to stress; positive regulation of DNA-templated transcription. The record is from RefSeq and is a predicted model, not a curated record. Bases 71 to 649 code for a protein of 192 amino acids. The transcript has a single exon. Lineage: Eukaryota; Viridiplantae; Streptophyta; Magnoliopsida; Rosales; Rosaceae. Gene Ontology annotation, cellular component: nucleus. Gene Ontology annotation, molecular function: transcription cis-regulatory region binding; DNA-binding transcription factor activity.
UCAUCCCAUCCCUGCAUGUCGUCCCAGAUUUCCCAAAACCUACUUACUUAGGCCGUGUUUGGGUGAGACCAUGGAUAAUGACCAAGAGAGAAAGGUGACGAAGAAAGCCAACAUGGGAAGGUCGAGAAAGGGCUGCAUGAAAGGGAAGGGAGGCCCUAAGAACGCUACGUGCACUUUCAGAGGAGUCAGGCAAAGAACUUGGGGCAAAUGGGUGGCGGAAAUACGCGAGCCCAAACGCGGUGCUAGGCUUUGGCUAGGCACUUUCAACACUUCCACGGAGGCAGCGCUGGCUUAUGACGAUGCGGCUCGAAAGCUGUACGGCUCCUCCGCCAAGCUCAACUUGCCGGACCACUCCUCCUCCUCCUCAUCCUCCUCCUCCACAUCACCGUCUUCGAAAACGAGUUCUGCUGAUAAAGGUUGUGGUGAACACAAGCAUGAAGCUUAUUCAGGUGAUAUGCAUGGAGGUUGGAGUAGUAAUAAUGGAGAGAAUGAUUGCUUGUGGGAGAGUAAUCCUGUGUUGAGUGCUGAUUGGUCUGGAGUUUGUGGGGAGAGGGAAUUCUUAGAGCUGAAUGAUAUAGGAAUUAUGAUGGGUGGAAAUGGCUUUGUAAGUUGGGAGGCUUCUUUGGAAGAAGCUCCAUGGAGCAUGUAA